AAGAGGAUCAGUGUAGUGAUAGGGAAGAAAGCACUCCCGGGGAGAGAACAUAGGAUGAAAAAGAUGGUUUCUUUGCUGUGAAGUAGGAUAGGGGGAUUCAGGGUGAGUAGUCCUAGGUAUUUUUCAACGUCUUACAGUCUUCCUUCUCGCUCUGUCUCUGUUUUCUGACAUAGACGUCCGGAGUAGAAUCGAAUGGAGAAAGCGAGCAUAGCCACUUUUCCAUCAAAACCCUUAUGGGUUCUCCCCUAUCGAACCCAACAACUCUCUGAACUUUACACAUUGGGAAGGAAAUUGGGUCAGGGUCAAUUUGGCACCACUUACCUCUGCACAGAAAAGUCCACUGGUCGUGCCUAUGCCUGCAAAACAAUCCCUAAGCGUAAGCUAAUCUGCCAAGAGGAUUACGACGACGUUUGGAGGGAGAUUCAGAUCAUGCACCAUUUGUCCGAAAAUCCCCACGUCGUCAGAAUCCAUGGCACUUACGAGGACUCCUCCUCUGUUCAUUUGGUCAUGGAGCUCUGCGGAGGUGGAGAGUUAUUCGACAGGAUAGUGCAGAAGGGGCAUUACAGUGAGAGGCAAGCAGCUACGUUGAUCAGGACCAUUGUUGAGGUUGUCGAAGCUUGUCAUUCUCUUGGGGUCAUGCAUAGAGACCUCAAACCAGAGAACUUCUUGUUCGAUAGCGUCGAAGAGGAUGCUAAACUUAAAGCCACUGAUUUCGGGAUGUCUGUUUUCUACAAGCCAGGUGAAACCUUUUCUGAUGUUGUUGGGAGCCCAUACUAUGUUGCACCAGAGGUGUUACGCAAGCAUUAUGGACCUGAGUCAGAUGUGUGGAGUGCUGGGGUUAUUUUGAACAUCUUAUUAAGUGGGUUGCCACCUUUUUGGGCUGAAAGUGAAAUAGGGAUCUUCCGACAGAUUUUACUAGGAAAAUUUGAUUUUCAGUCAGAACCAUGGCCUAACAUCUCAGAAAGUGCCAAGGAUCUAAUUAGAAAAAUGCUUGAUCAAAAUCCAAAAAAGAGGCUUACAGCCCAUGAAGUACUCAUGACUUCUGAUAUACAACAUGCAGUACUAAAGUGGUUUGUUGUGUCAGCCCACCCAUGGAUUGUUGAUGACAAUAUCGCACCUGAUAAGCCCCUUGACUCUGCUGUUUUAUCACGUCUGAAACAGUUCUCUGCAAUGAAUAAGCUUAAAAAGAUGGCUUUACGUGUAAUUGCUGAGAGGCUCUCUGAGGAAGAGAUUGGUGGAUUGAAGGAGUUAUUCAAGAUGAUUGACACAGACAACAGUGGAACCAUAACUUUUGAUGAGUUAAAAGAUGGUUUAAAGCGAGUGGGGUCUGAACCUAUGGAGUCCGAGAUCAGGGAUCUUAUGGAUGCAGCUGAUAUUGAUAAUAGUGGAACAAUUGACUAUGGUGAAUUCAUUGCUGCGACUAUCCACUUAAAUAAGCUGGAGAGAGAGGAAAAUCUGUUGUCAGCUUUCUCCUAUUUUGAUAAAGAUGGUAGUGGUUACAUAACCACUGAUGAGAUUCAACAAGCCUGUAAGGAAUUUGGUUUAGGCGAUGUCCAUAUUGAUGAAAUGAUCAAAGAAAUUGAUCAAGACAAUGAUGGAAAAAUAGAUUAUGGGGAAUUUGCUGCAAUGAUGAGGAUGGGCAAUGGAGGAAUUGGAAGGCGAACCAUAAGAAACACACUAGAUUUCAGGGAUGCUCUGGGAUUGAUAGGCACUGGCUCUAAUGACAUCAUGAAUGGUUAGCUUAAGCAAUUACUUGGUAAUUAUAUAUUUUGGAAAGAACACUUGAGGUGUCCAUUUCAACUAUUAGCAAAUUGUGUUAACGAAAAAACUCCACCAUCCUUGUUGAGAUUCAAGUGGGUGUGUAAUUUGCACCGGCCAUGCAUUCAAUUGGUUGGUUCAGCAAAUUGCUCUUGCUAA
Messenger RNA from Prosopis cineraria, 1917 nucleotides. RefSeq names its product calcium-dependent protein kinase SK5-like. The transcript is spliced from 7 exons. Gene Ontology annotation, molecular function: calcium ion binding; ATP binding; calcium-dependent protein serine/threonine kinase activity. The record is from RefSeq and is a predicted model, not a curated record. The coding region runs from base 193 to 1740 and encodes 515 amino acids. Gene Ontology annotation, cellular component: cytoplasm; nucleus. Gene Ontology annotation, biological process: peptidyl-serine phosphorylation; protein autophosphorylation; intracellular signal transduction. NCBI's taxonomy places the organism in Eukaryota, Viridiplantae, Streptophyta, Magnoliopsida, Fabales, Fabaceae.